CUAUACAAGUAGUUAACGAAAGUUCUUAUCUUUCCUGAUUACUAAACAUGGGUCAGACUCAAUUACUAAGAUUUAUGUCCAAGAUUUUAAAUUAAGGGACUAAAUAUGAUAAAUUGCGUGAUACUAUGAACUUAUUUGUUAAAAGCACAUUGUACAUGGACAAAAUUGUUAGAAAUCGUAGUUUAGUGAUUAAAGGUGUUAUUCGUCCAAAAGAGAAAGGGUUUAAGUUUAAUUAUCCUUCAGAUAAAUGGGGAGGAAAACGAAAGGGUUUAAGCUACCGGUCGGCCAAAAGAACCGCGGUCCAUCACCGGAAAGCGAAACCAGCGGCGGCAGCGGCAGCGGCGGAGUUUCGAUUCCUUUCAUCUGCUCGUCAAACGCUGGAAACCAAUCUUGGGUUCGUCGAGUUGAGCUCCUUCCUCCGUAGCGAAACUACAAAAAAGCCUUCAUAUCUUCUCCGCUAGUGCGUUUGCUUGUGUAUACUCGGCUCAGCUCAGCUCUCUGAUAAACAUAUCUCAACAUGGACGCGGAAUACGAAGUCAAGGAUUUGGAAGAUGAGACUAACGAGGAAGAGGAGCAGGAAGAGAUGGGGAAGAAAAUGGUUGCUAAAGGGCACAAAGAUGCUUUGGAAAGACUUAAGCAAAAGGACCCAGAGUUUUAUCAGUUCUUGCAAGAACAUGAUAAGGAGCUUCUUGAAUUCGAUGACGAGGAUGCUGAGGAGGAUGCUGAUAAUGAUUUGGAGGAACCAACCAUAGAUAACGAUGAGGCAGUCGGUGAACAUAUUCAGUUGGAGAAGGAAGAGAAGAAACAAUCUAAAACCGUUGUAACUAUCGCAAUGGUUGAAUCCUGGACUAAGGCAGUGCUAGAUGGUGGUAAAAUAGGUGCCCUUCGUUCUCUUCUGAAAGGUUUCAGAAUUGCAUGCCACUAUGGUGAUGAUAGUGGGGAUGACUCUUCAUCAAACUUAAGUAUCAUGUCUAGCGCUGUGUUCAAUAAAAUAAUGGUAUUUGUCCUGAGUCGAAUGGAUGGAAUUCUUCGCAAGAUGUUGGACCUGCCUUCUUAUGGUGGGAAGAAAGAGGUGAUGCUAAAAGUAAUGGGUACCCGGAAAUGGAAGAAAUACAGUCACCUGGUGAAGUCAUAUCUGGGAAAUGCCCUGCAUGUUUUGAACCAAAUGACUGAUGCACAGAUGGUAGCUUUUACUUUGCGGCGUCUCAAGUAUUCGUCUUUGCUAUUGGCUGCUUUCCCAAGUCUAUUGCGGAAGUAUGUCAAGGUUGCCCUUCACUUUUGGGGUUCAGGAGGCGGUGCCCUCCCAGUUGUAUCUACUCUGUUCCUGAGGGAUUUAUGCGUACGGCUUGGACAGGAAUGUGCAGAUGACUGCUUCAAGGGUAUGUACAAGGCAUAUGUUCUGAACUGUCAGUUCAUAAAUGCUGCAAAGUUGCAGCAUAUCCAAUUUCUUGGGAACUGUGUUAUUGAAAUAUUUCGGGUGGACCUCCCGACUGCGUAUCAACAAGCUUUCGUUUACAUCCGGCAGUUGGCAAUGAUUCUGAGAGAUGCUAUCACUAUGAAAACGAAGGAAUCAUUUCGACGAGUUUAUGAAUGGAAAUUCAUGAAUUGCCUUGAACUUUGGACUGGUGCUGUCUGUACUUACAGUUCGGAAGCUGAUUUUAAGCCUCUAGCCUAUCCGUUAACUCAAAUCAUUUCCGGAGUGGCUUCACUGGUUCCAACUGCUAGAUACUUUCCUCUUAGAUUGAGGUGUGUAAGAAUGCUCAACCGCAUUGCUGCAUCUACUGGAACAUUCAUACCGGUUUCCACUCUCCUCUUGGACAUGUUAGAAAUGAAAGAACUGAAUAGGCCUCCAACUGGAGGUGUUGGCAAAGCUAUUGAUUUGCGCACAAUACUGAAGGUAAACAAGCCUACGCUGAAAACACGAGCAUUUCAAGAGGCCUGUGUAUAUUCUGUAGUUGAAGAAAUAGCCGAACAUUUAGCUCAAUGGAGCUAUUCAAUGGCUUUCUUUGAGCUGUCUUUUAUUCCGGCUGUAAGACUAAGAAGCUUCUGCAAAGCUACCAAAGUUGAUAGAUUCAGAAAAGAAAUGAGGCAGCUUAUACGACAGAUUGAGGCCAACUCCAAGUUCACAAAUGAAAAGCGUGCGUCAAUCACUUUACCGAAUGACCCUGCAGCUGCAUCUGAAAUUGAGAAUGAGAAACAGUUGGGUCCCAGUCCUUUGUCGAAGUAUGUUGUGACAUUGCAUCAAAGAGCAAAGCAAAGAAGUAGUUCACUGGUGGAAUCCAGUGUUACUUUUGGAGAACGUUCCUCAGUGUUUGGCAAACGGAGAUCUGAAGGUGAUGAAGACGACGACGACGAUGAUGUUGUUGUUGAUGAUGAUGAUGAUGGUCCUGGAAACGAGGAAGCCACAGCUGUGUUCAACUCGUCUUGGUUACCGAGUGGUCUACCAAAGGUUGAUACAUCCAGGGAUGAGGCAAAGAAGAAGAAGAAGAAAAGAAAGAAAGGACAGGAAGACGAAGAAGAUGAUGAUAUCGUCGAGGAUUUCAUACUGAGUUCCGACGAGGAAGAAAUCCCGAGUGGCACUCCUAAUGAGGAAGGCGAGAAUGUGAAAUCAAGGCCUCAGAAGAAAAGGCAGAAAUUUUCGAAGAAGGAAUCUCAUUCAAAGAAACCAAGAAGGAAGCAGAGGGAGGCUAAAGUAUGAGGGAGGGCAGUAAUCUGUUUGAUCUUUCUUUGUAGCUCUAAAUGGUCCAAAAUUUUGGGUUUAAAAACAACCAAUGAGAUUAUGGAAAAGAAAUCAAAACACCAAGGGAACGAUUUUUUUGCAACUAGUCUCUAGGCCUUUAAUUGCAUGCACUUUUUAGUACUAGUUUUUCAAACCUUAAUCCAUUUUUGUAUGUAUAUAUAGAACAAAUGUUCCUGUAAAAUUGUCAAAUCAAUCAGUUGAAUCAUGGCCGUUGAUUACUCGUGAUUUCAACAUGCAUUUGUGUAUGUACUAUCAUAUAUUGCUCCGGUAAUCUCAUUUGCUCGAACUCGAUUCGAGUUGACAUCAUUGGAAAUAACGGGUAAAAAAAUGGAGGUAUAUCAUUCUGUUUCUGGUAUAUGAUUUCCUAACUCCUGAUAAAACGACGUGAAUAGACCACCAUGAAUAAGAGUUAUAACAUCCAUGUAUCUUUCCAACAAAUUCUAACAUUUUACACAAAUAAAAUACUUUAGGAUGUAUAAUGAAUCAUUUUUAACUUAACAAAUUAAUUAAAUCAUUAAAUUUCCCCCUAAAUACUAAUAUCGGUAGACAUUCUCUUUUUUAUAUGUGGAAAUAAAAUACUUUAGGAUGU
Linum trigynum is the source of this 3329-nucleotide messenger RNA. Lineage: Eukaryota; Viridiplantae; Streptophyta; Magnoliopsida; Malpighiales; Linaceae. The record is from the annotation of a GenBank genome assembly.